This is a messenger RNA of Vombatus ursinus (common wombat), 3509 nucleotides long. It is a transcript of the gene STAT2, whose product is annotated as signal transducer and activator of transcription 2. The record is from RefSeq and is a predicted model, not a curated record. Gene Ontology annotation, molecular function: DNA-binding transcription factor activity, RNA polymerase II-specific; RNA polymerase II cis-regulatory region sequence-specific DNA binding. The coding region runs from base 389 to 2809 and encodes 806 amino acids. Lineage: Eukaryota; Metazoa; Chordata; Mammalia; Diprotodontia; Vombatidae. Gene Ontology annotation, biological process: defense response; regulation of transcription by RNA polymerase II; response to peptide hormone. The transcript is spliced from 25 exons.
CUGAGGGGGAGGGGCUUCCAGUGUUUGGGGUCGAGCAGGCUGGCUGGAGCUGGGCUGCGGAGCGGAGAGGCGGGGAGAGCGACCCCCGCCAGUUAAUUAAACACAGCUGAAGAAGGUUGUGCCUCUUCUCCCCCCGCCUCAAUAUAUGAGACUUAAAAGCAGAUACUUUGCUCUCUUUACUGAUGCCUAAAGUCACAGAAGGAAGAAAGAGAGGAAUAUACUUGGCCAGAAGUAUAUUCAGAAGAAGAGACCUUACUGUUUUGCUGAGUCCGAAUCAGAUCUAUCUGAACUAUAAAAAUUUACUGUGUGCUUGGGGCUGACCCUGCCUGGAAAAAAGUCAUAGUUGGAUCCUCUUCUUCUGGCUGUGGCCUGUAGUAUCUAGCCCUGGAUGGCCAAGUGGGAGAUCCUGCAGGGGCUGGACCGGCCUUUCCAAGAGCGGCUACAUGAACUUUAUUCAAAAAGUCUCUUGCCUAUGGAUGUACGGAAACACCUAGCUUCUUGGAUUGAGGACCAAAACUGGUACCAAGCAGUCAUGAGCCCUGAUACGUCUCAUGCUUACUUGCUCUUCCAUCAUCUUCUGGACCAACUGGGCUCCCAAUCUAAUGGCUAUAGUCAGGAUUCUGACCUGCUCCUGCAGCAUAACUUAAGGAAGUUCUGCCGGGAUGUUCAGGCUUUCUUCCAGGAUAAUCCCAUCCAGCUGGCUGGGCUAAUCUAUAAUCUGCUGCUGGAGGAAAAAAAUAUCCUGAACCAGGCUCAGAGGACCCAGCAGGACCAUAGAGACACAAGCCCUGAGGUACCCAAGGAGACGAGGCAGCAACAGGAGAUUGAGUCUCGGAUCCAGGAGUUGAAGGAUAUGAUACAGAAACUGGUUAAGGAUGUUUACCAGCUGAGUGACCUACAGGAUGUUUUCUCUUUUCGGUACAAGACACAGACCCCUCCAGCGAAGCCAUCUUCCAUGGACUCUAACCAGGCCAGGCAACAACAACUCCUGCAGGAAACACUCAAUGAACUGGACCGAAGAAGGAAGGAGGUGCUGGAUACCUCCAGAGCACUACUGGGCCGAUGUACCACUCUGAUUGAGCUCCUGCUGCAGGAACUAGAGAAGUGGAAAGAUCACCAGCGAAAGGCCUGCAUUGGAGCCCCUCUGGACCUCCGCUUGGAUCAGUUAGAAAAUUGGUUCACAGCUGGAGCAAAGAUAUUGUUCCAGCUAAAGCAACAACUGAAGGAACUUGAGGAUUUGAGCAACUUAGUGAGCUAUGAGAAUGAUCCCCUGAAAACCAAGCUGCCUUUACAGGGGGUCACAGAAUUGCUGCAGCUUCUGCUCCACAGUGCCUUUAUAGUGGAAUCUCAGCCUCAGAUGCUUCUGCCUAUCAAUCGACCUCUUGUCCUCAAGACUGGGAAUAAGUUUUCUGUCCAAACACGGCUCUUGGUGAGGCUGCAGGAUGCAAAUGAGCCUCUGACUGUGCAUGUCACCAUUGACAAGAAUUCUCCCCAAAUGAAAGGCUUCCGAAUGUUCAACAUCCUGACCUCAGAACAGAAAACUUUGACCCCGGAGAAGGGAAAGAGCCAAGGUUUGGUCUGGGACUUCCGCUGCCUGACACUGAAGGAGCAGAAGACAAGCAGCUCUGGGAAGGGCUGCAGUGAGGGACUGCUCAUUGUGACGGAGGAGCUUCACAUCAUUAACUUCACUGUCAAAUACUCCUACCAGGGGCUGAAUCUAGAGUUGAAGACCAAUAGUCUUCCUGUGGUGAUCAUCUCCAACAUGAACCAGCUUUCCAGCGCUUGGGCCUCCAUACUUUGGUUUAAUCUGCUCAGCUCUGAUCCCCAGGAUCAACAGUUCUUUUCCAGUCCCCCCAAGGCCCCGUGGACAGUGUUGGGCCUAGCCCUCAGCUGGCAGUUCUCUUCCUGUACUGGCCGAAGUCUUGACCAAGAGCAGCUUAACAUGUUGAAGAAAAAGCUGUUUGAGCAAGAGCACAAGAAAGAAUCACAAUUGUUGUUGUCCUGGGCUGCCUUCUCCAAGCAGGACAGCCCUCCUGGGAAGAUGCCUUUCUGGACGUGGUUGGACAAGAUCCUGGACUUGGUGCACAGCCACCUGAAGGGUAUCUGGAAAGAUGGGCUCAUUAAGGGCUUUGUGACCCGUGCCCAGGCACUGCGAUUGUUAAAGAAGAAAUUGCCAGGUACUUUUCUGCUGCGAUUCAGUGAGACCUCAGUAGAGGGGGGCAUCACCUGUUCAUGGGUGGAACAUCAGGAUGAUGACAAGGUGGUCCUCCGAUCAGUAGAGCCGUACACUAAAGACAUUCUUCAGUUAGUCCCGAUCACAGAGAUCAUUCGUAAUUACCAGUUACUGGCAGAGGAGAAUGUGCCUGAGAACCCACUGUGCUUCCUUUACCCUGGCAUACCCCGGGAUGAAGCUUUUGGACCCUAUUACCGUGAGAAAGUUGAUCUUGCAAAACACAGGAAGUACUUAAGCCGGGAACUCAUUGUAGUGUCCAACAGGCAGGUCGAUGAUGUGCAGUCACCACAUCCGUUGCAGCAUCCAGAAAUGCUGGACUUUGAUCUGGAGCUUCAUCCAGACUGGGAGCAGACGGAGCCUGAGCUUCCCUUGGACCUGCAGGACCUCGGGAAGGAUCUGCUAACUCUAAAUGUGAAUGAUAUCGAAGCUCUGCAAAAUGACGAGUUGACUCGUGAUGCUGUCCUGCUGAGAGAUGACCCGGUGUUACCUAUCCUGUCCCCUGGCGAUGAGGCCCCCUCUUCUGUGAGCCACUUCUUCAUGGAUGGUGCCACUACUUUUGAUUUCCCUAAUUACUAGGAAUUAAAUUUCUCCCUCUUUCCUUCCUUCUCCCUCUACCCCUCUCCGUUGUGAUAUCGAUGUUUGGUGGAAAUCAAGAGCCUGGUGUUUGUUAUAGGGGGAGGGAGAUGGAAUUAGGAAAAGGAAGAAACAACUUCACAGCUUCCUGUUCUCCCAUGCCCAGUGCCAAAUUGUCUCUUCUUUCUCCCCUUGCACUUUGUGAAGUCCUGUGUACCCAGUUUUUCCUUGUGAGAGAUAAACAAUGUCUGGCUCAUUUUACUGGGGGAGGCUGUCUCCAGAAGUGGGAGCUGAGUGGAUAGAUCAAUAAUAACUUGGUUCUCUAAUCAUUUGAAGUUUAUAAAGCACUUUUCUCCCUAAAAAUAGCUGUCCUGUGAAGCAAGUACAAGUCCUACUGUAUUCAUUUUACAAAUAGAGACUUAUCCAUGGUCAUGCAGCUAUGUGAGCUCAACCCCAGAACUCCUGACCCUGUUCUGUGCUCUUCCUGUGUUGCUUUCCUGUCCUGCCUUUGCCCUUAUUACCCCCAGCAAAAGUUUCACAUGUGCACUUUGAUAGCUGGAACCACUUAGCAAUGAGCAGCUGGUUGUCUAAGGCUCUGAUAACAAAUAAUUCUGGGGGCCAAGCAAGUCCUGGUAUUAUGAUAGUUAACCAGUAGAACUGGACAAGAGCAAAGCCAGUACAAUAAACUGUAUUCUCUAACAAC